CUCGCGGGCGGUGGCGCACACUCAUUGGCUCCUUUCCCAGCUCAGUUGUUGAUUUCAUGCGCCGCUCGGUGAGACCCCGCCGCUCCGCGAGACCCCGCGCCCGUUUGUCGCCACCGCGCUUGCAGCGACCGGAGACAGUUUGAGCGCCGAGCCCGAGAUGAAAGCGCUGGCCUCCCGAGCCGUCCGGACCCGCGAAUGCUCCUGGCAGCCCCAGCCGGCGCUUUUGCCCCCGAGGUGACGCGCAGCCCGCACCCGCCUAGACAGAUGGCGCCAGGCCAAGUGCCCCAGCCCCUCCCCUGGAGGGAUGUGCACCCCUUCUUCCUCCUGUCCCCGCUGAUGGGCCUUCUCAGCAGGGCCUGGAGCCGGCUGAGGGGCCCAGGACCUCUAAAGCCCUGGCUGGAGGACGCAGUAACGAGUGCAGAUGAGGGAGAAGCUUGCCUGGAGGAAGUGACUAAGGCUGCUUUGGCAACCCGCUGUGCCCCAUGGGGUGGGCACCCUCCGCGGGAGCCUGGAGACCGUGGAAGAGCUGUGGAGGAUGGCGGGUCGUCCUGCCCUGACCGAGAGGCCAACAGUUCUCUUCCUGAAGCCUGGGGACUUUCAGAGGAUGAUGAAGAAUAUGGUGGGGAAGAAGCAACCAGCAGCCCUAAAGAGCAAGGAAGUGACUAUAUCGGUGGCCAGCCUGCUCCCAUGGCCCUCAGCCUUCUGAGAACCCUGCAAGGCCCUCCUGCGGAAGAGGAAACUGAGGAAGGAGGAGCUGCUGAAGAUAAAGUGAUGACAUUCUUCCCUUUCCCGCCAUCACACGGGGAGCACUGUCCAGGGAGGGAGGAGGAGGAGGAUGGAGAAGCUGUAAACAAAGUUCCCACAACAUCUACUUCCCCCUCAUCCCCAGGAUCCAAGCCCAGUGCUUGGGUGUGUGCUGCAGGGGAAGAAGAGGCUGGAGCUAACGAGGAAGAAAGAGCAGAGAGUGAAGACACCGGGAAGACCUCCAUUACCCCUUCAUCUGCAGGCUCCCGCCCCAGCGCCUGGGAGUGUAAUUCAGGGGAGGAAUCUGAGGGAAAGGAUGGAAAGGCUGAGAAAGAAGCCGACCCAGAGCCACACUCCUCAGUUCUAAGCCACAGGCCCCUGCUCAGGACCUGGCAGCAUCAACCCAAGAAGAUCACAGAGGAAGAUGAGGAGGAGGAGGAGGACAACGCUUCAGGGGAAGCUGAGGGUACGUCAGCCAUCCCCACCACAAGUACCUUCUUGAGGGCCUGGGUGUACCGGCCAGAAGAAGACACAGAGGAGGAGUAUGAGGAGAAUGAGGAUGAGAAAGAUGAUUCAGAGACUGCUGGCUCGGACCCAAGUUCUUCCCUUCAGGGCCAGAGUGCCCUCCUCAGGGACUGGACAUACCCACCUGGAGAGGAGACAGAGGGAGUGGAGGCUGCUGAAUGGGGAGAAGCUGAACCCUUCCGAGUGGCCAUCUACCUACCAGGAGAGAAGCCACCACCUCCCUGGCCUCUUCCUCGGCUGCCCCUCCACCUGCAAAGGCGGCUCAAGUCUGCAGGAACCCCCACCCAGCAUCCGGACCCCGAGACUCCCCAAAAGGCCAGAAAGGUGCACUUCUCUGAGAAGGUCUCCAUCCAUUUCCUGAUUGUCUGGGCAGGACCAGCCCAGGCUGCCCGAAGGGGCCCCUGGGAGCAGUUUGCCCGGGAUCGAAGCCGCUUUGCCCGCCGAAUUGCCCAGGCUGAGGAGAAACUGGGCCCCUGCCUCACCCCUGCAGCUCGGGCCAGGGCCUGAGCACGCCUCAGGAACCUUCCCUCUUCUCUGGCUGCCAUACCCGCCACGACCCAGACCUUUACCUGCCAC
This is a messenger RNA of Myotis davidii, 1845 nucleotides long. RefSeq names its product protein phosphatase 1 regulatory subunit 15A (gene PPP1R15A). Lineage: Eukaryota; Metazoa; Chordata; Mammalia; Chiroptera; Vespertilionidae. The coding region runs from base 196 to 1776 and encodes 526 amino acids. The transcript is spliced from 4 exons. Gene Ontology annotation, cellular component: protein phosphatase type 1 complex; endoplasmic reticulum. Gene Ontology annotation, molecular function: protein phosphatase regulator activity. Gene Ontology annotation, biological process: response to endoplasmic reticulum stress. The record is from RefSeq and is a predicted model, not a curated record.